Messenger RNA from Seriola dumerili (greater amberjack), 2756 nucleotides. Its product is annotated as high affinity choline transporter 1-like. The coding region runs from base 372 to 2009 and encodes 545 amino acids. Gene Ontology annotation, cellular component: plasma membrane. The transcript has 9 exons. The record is from RefSeq and is a predicted model, not a curated record. Gene Ontology annotation, molecular function: choline:sodium symporter activity. Gene Ontology annotation, biological process: acetylcholine biosynthetic process; choline transport; transmembrane transport. Lineage: Eukaryota; Metazoa; Chordata; Actinopteri; Carangiformes; Carangidae.
GAGUGAUGGUUUCUCUUUUAUUACGGCCUCCUGUUCAGGAGGCGUUCAAGUGAAAACGUUUCAACUGCACCGGUUUGCAACGUUUCACAACAGAAUUUAAAAUCUGUCGCACUUUCAGCUCCCUUUCCGGGGUACGUGCCAUCUAAAUAUUGAAUGUAGCAGGAGCUACAAACUGCUUGCAAGAGCGCGUCCAAUACAUAGUCGCUGCUGUGAAAAAACGUUUUUGUACGUUUUGACAGCGUUGAACGCGACUCGAAGAGUCACGUUUCAGAGGGAGACAACAAUAGGGAAGAAGUGACCAGCGAGUCAGUACCUCACCGGAGGCGGCAGAUGUAUCGGGGAAAGGACGUCGGCUCUUCUCAAAGACAAUCAUGGCAGUGGAUGUCCCUGGACUGGUGGCCGUUGUGGUUUUUUAUCUUGUCAUCCUGGUAAUUGGGAUCUGGGCAUCUCGAAAAUCCAAGAAAGUGGAGAAGACAUGUGCUGGAAGCAAGAGUGAAGUUACCAUUGUUGGUGGCCGCAACAUCAGUGUCCUGGUUGGGGUUUUCACCAUGACAGCAACAUGGGUUGGUGGAGGUUAUAUUAUGGGAACUGCUGAGGCUGUUUAUUCUCCUUCUCAAGGUCUCAUUUGGGCAAUGGGGCCUCCUGCCUAUCUUAUCAAUUUUCUUCUGGGAGGGUUGUUUUUCGCGAAACCAAUGAGGUCAAAGCGCUACGUGACCAUGUUGGACCCUUUUCAGCAUCGCUAUGGCAACAUGUUCACUGCAACACUGCUGCUUCCUGCGUUGGUCAGUGAUAUUUUGUGGGUUGCCUGCAUCCUUGCUGCUCUAGGAGGAACGAUGAGCAUAAUUCUUGGGUUGUCGUCCGCCCUCUCCAUCAUUAUCUCAGCGGCUGUCUCCAUCAUCUAUACAUUCCUAGGGGGUCUCUACUCCGUUGCAUAUACUGAUAUCAUCCAGCUUUCCUUCAUCUUUUUCAGCAUGUGGCUCUGUAUUCCUUUUUUGUUACUCAGUCCUGCGGUCACUGAGAACCCUCAAACGGCCCUUCUCAACCAAACAAAUGGCAACUCAUGGACAGGAGAGCUGGAGCUGGCGGAUGCAGGAAAAUGGGCAGAUGAGAUGCUGUUAUUGGCUUUAGGGGGACUGGCCUAUCAAGCUCUAUACCAGAGGAUCCUCUCUGCGUCCUCCUCGGCUCAGGCCCAGGUCACCUGUUUUGCUGCUGCUGGGACAGUUUUUAUUAUGGGAAUCCCCUCUGUGGUCAUCGGAGCAGUGGCUGCCUCUGCAGACUGGAACCAGACAGCGUAUGGUCUACCCCCUCCUUAUGAACGAGGGGAGGCAGGGAAGAUCCUGCCACUGGCCCUGCGCUACCUCACACCCACCUGGGUCUCAGUGUUAGGCAUUGGUUCUGUGGCUGCAGCAGUUAUGUCCUCCAUGGACUCUGUGCUGCUGUCCUCAGCAUCCAUGUUUACACAAAACAUUUACAAGACAACAUUGAGGAAGCAGGCCUCAGAACGGGAGCUGCAGCGAGUGAUCCGUGUUAGCGUGCUGCUUGUGGGCCUGGCAGGAACAGGCCUGGCCUUCGGUGACGACAGUGUGUUCGCUUUCUGGCUGGUAAGCGGGGACCUCCUCUACUGCGUGAUCUUCCCGCAGCUCAUCUGUGUGCUCCACUUCCGCUAUGCUAAUACCUACGGUGCUAUUAGCGGCUACGUGGUUGGGCUGCUGCUGCGUGGGCUGAGCGGGGAGCCAUUGCUCGGGAUCCCUCCUGUUCUGCUGUAUCCUGGCUGGAGGGAGGAGAACAGAGUUAUCACACAGUACUUUCCCUACAGGACUCUGGCCAUGCUUUCUUCUGUGAUAUGUAUUAUUACAGUGUCCUGGCUGGUGGAGCUAGGCUUCUGUCACCAAUUCAUUCCUGAGUCCUGGGAUUUACUGGGGGUUUUUGAAGACAAAACAGAAGCAGAGGAAGAUGAGGUACCUUCUCCUCGCGAGAAAAAGAACAGUAUUCUUAAUACAAAAUUCUAAGCUCAAAUUCAAUACAGCCUCAGCUAAAGUAUACCCAAACCUUUUUUAUGCAAAUACCAACCCUCUUCUCUGCACAGACUCUUUAUGCACAAUUUUACACGUACUGUAUACUACACGUGUUUAAUACUGAUUUAUAUAUGCUUUACGUGCACCAAACUCUGACCAGCAGUAUGUUGAGGCAGUCGAAAAAUGGUGUCUCCAUUUAACAGAACAGGAUUAAUUAUGAAGACCUCAAAAAUGGUGUCUCUAUUUAACAGAACAAGAUUAAUUAUGAAGACCUCAAAAUUCUGAUCUUAAUAUCAGGAUUCAAUUUUUUUUCCCAUGGUGGUAAUCCUCCUAAAAUGAACCGCUUUCCUUAGUUCUUUAUCAUAGGUAACAAACAUUUUCUUAGAUUCUCCAAUCAAACCUUUUCAGUCAGUUAAACUAUACACAGAUAAUGUUAUUUAACUUGUGUGAUCAUUCACCAUUGUCAUACGUUUAAGAAGCAGUUUUUCCUCUUUGUAUUUAAUAAGCAUUCAGGGGACAAAUCUUGAGUGCAAUUGGAAGUGCAAUACUUGAGACGUUGAAGUUGAGUGUUCCAAAUAUUCUAGCACGAGGUGCCUGUUGGUAUAAGUGUUCACCAGUAUUUUAUGUUUUAAAGGGAUCAUAAUUGAAAGAUCAUCAAGAUAUAGAAUUAGAUAUAGAAUUAUUAUUUUUUAGAUGUUUUGUGAUUGCAAGUGUUCAUUAAAAAAAGAUAUAUGUCUCUAA